Molecule: messenger RNA, 4244 nt
Organism: Toxotes jaculatrix (banded archerfish)
Lineage: Eukaryota; Metazoa; Chordata; Actinopteri; Toxotidae
Gene: aftpha
Product: aftiphilin a
Exons: 11
Coding region: 406-2952 (848 amino acids)
Biological process (GO): intracellular transport
Cellular component (GO): AP-1 adaptor complex; trans-Golgi network membrane
Molecular function (GO): clathrin binding
Source: RefSeq, a predicted model, not a curated record
AAAGAGCGUCAGGUCAGAGGGAGAGUUUUUUCUUUAAUGGGACAGAAUUCCUGACAGACUCUGAUUCCAUCACUGCAGCUCAGAGUAACAUGAGGAGACUUCACCUGGUUUUACCUGCUUCACCUGUUCACAGUCAUUUGUUCCUGAUUCAUGGGGUGAGCCGCGGUCCCUGCUCCGGAGCCGGCCCUCCUCAGCGGUGCAUGCUGGGGGACUGAGGCAGGGCAGCAGCAGAAACAGCAGCCGGCUGACUCAACCUUCAUUUCUGCUUCACUAACUGCCGUCCUGCCCUGUGCAGCCGGCUCUACCUGACAGUCCGCGGACAGUACUUGUUUUAACCGAGUCAUGGACAUCAGUGGACGACAGCUCACGGUGUAGCCAGGAGGAUUCGUUGACUGCCAGAGAAUCAUGGAGCCGGAUGUGAUCCGCAUGUACUCCUCCUCUCCGCCGCCGAUGGAGGACGGAGCAGAGGAAGAGGACGACGAGUUCGGAGACUUUGGCACCUUCUCUGGCAUCGCAAACAGCAUCAGCUUCACAGAAUUCGACACCCCGACCACUUUUAACCAGACUCAAGCUUUGACCGCCACCUCUCCGCCAGAGCUCCUCAAUAACAGAGGGGUGACGGGAUUCAGCCACAGCUCCUCUAACGGCACCCACGGCCCUAACAAUGACCUGUCUAAGGCUAAUGGUGUCGUGCCAGUGAGCCACCUGGGCAGCAGUCCCUCAGAAAGAACUGAGAUGAAGAAGGUCCUCUGCAGCUCCCUGGAUUUCCCGGUGAGUGACACGGCUGGCGGCGAGCUCGCUGAUUGCAAUGGCGGAGGCUCAGAGGUGCUAACAAACGGGUUUGCAGCCUCUGACGUUCAGGGAAGCCCUUCCUCGCAGAAUUCUGUCCACUCUCAUAUCAAAGAAACGUCCACAGAGGACAUGGGCAGCGUCCCCGCCUGCAGCCCAGAGGACGACUUUGCGGACUUUGCUGCUUUUUCCAAUGCUGAAGGACACCUCAGCCAGACGGCAAACGAGGACUUGGACAAUCCUACGGGGGGUAGCUGGCUGGCAGAGACUGCCGACCAGCACUGUAACAGAGAGCAGGGAACGACUUCAGAGGACAAUGUCAGGGACACAAACAGAACUGGACCCGACACGUCCAGCUGUGAUUCCAUAUCUGUUCCCACUGAGGCCCCGGACAGCUCGUGCAGCACAGACCGGGGCUCUCACACAGAUGCUGACUCUCAACAAAGGGACGUAGCCUUUGCACGGGACCACUCCGCCUCAGAGGCAGUUUGCACUAACAGACCCCUCACUCUGAACGGGGUGGGCGUAGCCGACAGGGACGAAUCCAAAGACGACGCGGGCUGCAGUGAAAACGACCGCUCACCUUACGCACUCGGAGACAGCGAGGCGGGACAGUCUGACGAGAAGGGCUCUGGGAAUGAGACAGAGACAGAAACGGAGACGGAGACGGAGACGUCUUUUGGCCGGCCGCUGUCGACAGAUGCUCUAGAGGAGUACGGUGACAUAAGCACCACAGGUUCAGUGCCCUCUCCGCCCCUGCAGGGGGACACCGCCACGCCCGCCGACCACAGCCAGCUGGCAGAGGACGAUGAGGACUUUGGGGACUUCGGAGACGCUGGCACGUUCAGCGGUCAGGGCUUUGCCGAUUUUGAUCAGCUGGACAACCAGCAGGAGCAGAACUGUGCGACCCGCCCUGCCCCUGCACAGGAAGCUCCACACACUGAGGAGGAAGACGACUUCGGCAACUUCAACUCCCCCAAGUUUCACAGCCGUGGAGAUGAGGGGCAGGGUGGAGACACGUUUGCAGACUUCCCCGUCAGCGACAGCUUUGGGAACUUUAGCUCAGCUGUUGCGGGCGCAGACGGUGAGGCGGAUGCAGGGUGGAGCGCCUUCGGGGAGCAGCAGCCGGUGGAGGGGGAGUCCUGGGCGGCGUUCAGCACGGAGCAGAGCGUUGCUCCUCCUGCACAGAGCGGAGAGGAGGUGGAGGACGAGGAGUGGCACGAGAGUGAAGCUCCUGCAGUCACGGAAGAAACCAGCAGGACAGACAGACAGUCGGCGUCGCUGUCGAGCCGUCUGGAGAAGCUGUUUCAGACCAGCUUCCCUCAGACUGCUGUCCCCCCUGUGGAGGACAACGUAGUGUCCCUGAAGAUCCUGCUGGAGCCUCCAGGGGACAAAGCACAGCCAGGAGCUGAGGAGGAGGAGAGGUCGCCAUGCAGCAGGUGUGUGCACGGCGGUGUGUGGACGCAGCUUCAGGACAUCCACGAAGCGCUCGGUCUCAGAUACCAGUGGGGGGGCUCCCACUGCAACAAGACACUGCUGUGCUGCCUGGGCAUCGACACCAGGAACAUCCUGUUCACAGGACAGAAGAAGCAGCCGGUCAUUGUGCCUAUGUACGCCGCCAGCCUGGGGAUGCUGGAACCAACCAAAGAGCCCGUGAAGCCCGUCUCUGCAGCAGAGAUGAUCGCUUCCAUAGCCCAGGCGCCUCCAGUGGCUCCAGAGAGCAGCUCCUGCCCCUCAGACACAGUCCAGCAGGAGGCGCUCCCACCCGUCCAGUUUGACUGGAGCAGCAGUGGCCUUACCAACCCUCUGGACGCGAGCGGAGGCUCGUCUCUCUUAAACCUGGAUUUCUUUGGUCCUGUGGAGGAUUCAGGCUCCACCAGCUCACCAUCCAUCCCAGGCGUGGACCCUGAGCUGUACGAGCUCACCACGGCCAAGCUGGACCCCGGCAGCUCGGGCAGCCGGGUGGCAGACGCGUUUGCCCGUCUGAUGUCCACCAUGGAGAAGACCAGCACCUCCACCAGGAAGCCAAGGAAAGACGAGAAUCUGAGCGAGGAGGCGGCCAAAGUGAUCGCGGGUCUGCCCGACCUCUCCUUCAUGCAGGCCAAGGUGCUGAUGUUUCCCACCACGCUGACGCCGGUCGGCUCCCAGGCCGCGUCGGACUGAACCCCGCUUCCCACUGACCCCGCCCCCUGGCAACCCUCGGAGGCCCCGCCCACCCUGCUUGUUUGGUCCCGCCCACAGACUCAGUCCAUUUUAUCAAGUUGUCGUCUUUUUUUUUGUUCUCUCAGUUUCUCCCUUUCAUACUUUUAACGGUUGUGCUUUUGUUUUUUGACAUAAUUUUUCAAAAUAAAGCGAAGCGUUUAUCAUCAGGGGAACAGCUCAGCCGACGGCCUGCACGUCUAACACAGUAGGAGGUGAUCGUUUCUGUAGGAAGGUGUACACGUGUGUGCUGUUGAUGUGUAGAAGAAUCAUCGUGUAUAUAAUCAGGGAUUCAAAUUUCUUUUCCUUCUGUUUGUUUAGAUUCUGAAUGAUUUUUGUUGGAGGAUGAUUUUCGUCUGUGGUGGGAGUGUGUUCAUGUCUGUGAAGGAAACACUGGCUCAAGCUCUUUGAAUCAAACUGAAGUGGAAUAUAUAUAUAUGAGCAUAAGAAAUUCAUACAUUUAUAAUCAUAUAUAAAACCUAUAUAAAUAUAUUUAUGGACUUGAAACCACACUGCCUGCAAAAUCCAGCUGAAUGUUUCAUCCCCAUGUUGUUUAAAGGCCUUAGUUUUUACCCUCAGUCAGUUUUUACCCCCCCCCCCCCCCGCCCCCUCCUUUUUAUUCUCGAGUCAAACGCCCGUAACCCUGCUGACUUGAUGUGUCCACUUUUGUCCUUUGGAGCUUUUAUUUUAUUCCCGGUUGGAAGGUUUUGGGUUUCGGUGCAGAUGCUGCUGCUGUUCAGGCCGAUGGAUAAAAACAAGUUUCCUUCCUUGUUUGUGUCACUGUUUGUUUUUGUUGUUCGGGGGUAAAAAUGGGACGUUGUGAUUUAAACCACUGAAGCUCUGACGGUUUCUCAGCAGUGAAGGUCGACUCACAUCAGAAGGGAAUUAAGGGACCAAUUUCUGCAUCGCGUGUUGGUUUGUACACUGUUCUUCAUAUGAAGUGCUUUUUGUUGUCACGACUCUUCUUCUCUCAUGUUCCUUUUUUUUUUUUUUGGCUCAUACUACUGUCAGCCCCGUCUCCCAGGAGGAUUUUGCACAUUGUAAAGAUGAAAUGGAUGUAAUCAUAGUUCACUGUGGCUUUAGACUGUGUACAGUUAAACUAUGGACUGUAAAAUGUACGGGAAAAUUCCUAUGGAAAAAAACUGAAUCACUUGAAGAGCCUGUCAAAAGGUUAUCGUGCAUGCCCAGGUUCUUUUCAGACUACAAGUGUGUAAAUUUUACUUUUAGUGUACACAAGAAAUUAAAAUAAUUUAAGA